UUCAGCUUGUAAUCACUGAAUCUCUACAACAACCUUAAUGGAAGGACAAGUGAAGGUGUAUUAUGGCAAGCCAAUGUUACCAGAUGUGUCCAGAGUGCUUGCAUGUCUGCAUGAGAAGGAUAUCCAAUUCAGGCUUGUUGACAUUCAUGAAGGUCACCAAAUGUCCCCAGGCUUCCUAAACCUCCAAGUUUCUACAAGAGCUCCAGUUCCUGGUUUUGAAGAUGGAGAUACCAUUCUUUUCGAAUCGAGAGCGAUAUGUCGCUAUGUUGCAGAAAAAUAUGCGAAACAAAAGAACCGUUACUUGUUGGGUAGGGAUUUACUCGAAAGAGCAUCAAUAGAACAGUGGUUGAAGUCGGAGGAGCUGAGCUUUGAUCCGCCGAGUUGGACCCUCGUCUGCAAUUUAGCUUUUGCACCAUUCACUAACAUCGGCGAGGAAGAAAAAUCACAGCUGCUCGAACAAAAUGAGAACAAGCUCGCCAAAGUCCUCGAUGUAUAUGACCAAAGGCUCAGUGGUAGUAGGUUCUUGGCAGGCAAUGAGUUCACAUUGGCUGAUCUUUUUCAUCUCCCCAACUCACAUUACCUUGCAAACUCUGAAGAAUGGGGGCAUCUUAUCAAGUCAAGGAAAAAUGUUCGUAGAUGGUGGAAGAAAAUAUCCAAUAGACCUUCAUGGCAAAAGGUCGUCGAGAUACUGAAACAGGUCAAUAAUGCAUCCAAGGAGAAACAGAAAGCUGUUGAGAAGUCAGAAAUCCAAACGACGACACACAAAGUACCGAUAAUCAGGAUCGAUGAUCGUUAUCAAGUUUCGACAAAUGAUAAACAAGUUACAACUUUAACAUUAUUGAAGGCCGAAGCACCUUAUACUCAAUCGGAAACAAUUGUUAUUGAUCAACCUGCAAUGGCUCCAAGUCCACAAACACAAGAACUAGUUGAGAAUCAGCAAGAAGUUCAAUCAAAUGCAAAGUCUCACCCUCAAUCUGAUCAAGGUGAAGUUCAGCAAACUCCUCAACCAGUUCAAGCAAUUACUUCCACUGAAUCACAAAUGAGCAGCAAGGUCAAUACUUUUAAGUCCGAUCAAACACCGGAGUCCACCAAACCUGAAUCAAAACCAGAACAAAAGGAUGCAAAAGUAAGCACCGAAACUGCAUCAAAACCAGAACAAAGGGAUGCAAAAGUACAGCAAACUCCUCAAGCAGCUCAAGCAAUCACUCCCACUAAAUCACAAACGAGCAGCAAGGUUGAUACUUAUAAGUCUGAUCAAACAUUGAAGUCCACCCAACCUGCAUCAAGACCAGAACAAAAGGAUGCAAAAGUAAGUGAUGAACAGCCUAAAAAAGAAUCAAAUGCAAACGCCAAAACUCAAUCUGAUCAAGUUAAAGUUCAGCAAACUCCUCAACCAGCUCAAGCAAUUUCUCGCACUGAAUCACAAACAAACAACAAACUUGCUGCUACUAAGUCUGAUCAAACACUGAAGUCCGUUGAACCUGCAUCAAAACCUGAACAGAAGGAUGCAAAAGUAAGAGAUGAACAGCCUAACCAAGGAUCACCUUCUACGGAAAAACCAGUUCCAUGAAUAAUUACGCUUUUACAAACAAUUUGGUCUGCUUACAUGCUGUUUUGAAAUGAUGUAUGGCUCCACAUACUCUGUAUUUUCUCCUUCCAUCAGAAUGUUUGUUUUUCAGAUGUUCA
Dioscorea cayenensis subsp. rotundata (Guinea yam) is the source of this 1686-nucleotide messenger RNA. Its product is annotated as msx2-interacting protein-like. Gene Ontology annotation, molecular function: glutathione binding; glutathione transferase activity. NCBI's taxonomy places the organism in Eukaryota, Viridiplantae, Streptophyta, Magnoliopsida, Dioscoreales, Dioscoreaceae. The transcript is spliced from 3 exons. The record is from RefSeq and is a predicted model, not a curated record. Bases 38 to 1570 code for a protein of 510 amino acids. Gene Ontology annotation, cellular component: cytoplasm.